Messenger RNA from Alnus glutinosa, 2080 nucleotides. Its product is annotated as pentatricopeptide repeat-containing protein At1g73400, mitochondrial-like. Bases 107 to 1849 code for a protein of 580 amino acids. NCBI's taxonomy places the organism in Eukaryota, Viridiplantae, Streptophyta, Magnoliopsida, Fagales, Betulaceae. Gene Ontology annotation, molecular function: protein binding. The transcript has a single exon. The record is from RefSeq and is a predicted model, not a curated record.
UCACCGCCUGGUAAUCUCCUCCCUACCACUCCUAUCUUCCUUUUCUUCUUCUUAAACCAAGCCUCCGACAAUCAUCUCUUAAUAAGAGAAGUCCCUCGAUUUGCAUAUGAGGAGGCUCUGUAAACAUUUAUGUGCUAUUAGAAUCGGAGUUAGAACCCCUCCUUUCUAUUUCUCAUUCUGUAGCUUUAAUAUAAACCCACCCGUUCAACCCACAUCCACAUGUCGUGUUCCAAACUUUAUUGUCUCUGCGUCAUUACUACAAACACCUUGUUUGGGUUUAGUCAAACUGUCAUUUUCUUUGAAUCCCAUUGCCGCAUUGAAGGUCGCUGCGAGGCCCUUUUGUUCAGAAAUUGUCCCAUUGUGCCCAACUGUUGAUAUUAGUGUGAAAGAUGUUGAGAAAGAGGAUAAACGUUUAGAAAGUGAUGUUGAUAAGUUGCACAAUGCUGUUAUUGAUAACUCUAAUCCAUAUCAAAAUAUGGAGAAGGCUCUUGAACAAGUUGGUGUAGAAUUGACUACUGAAUUAGUAGUUGAGGUUCUUCAUAGGCUUCGGUUUGAGGAGAAGAUAGCGUUUAGAUUCUUUACGUGGGCAGGGCAUCAAGAAAAUUAUGCCCACGAGCCUCGGGCAUAUAAUGAUAUGAUUGACAUGCUGUCUAGUACAAGAUACAAGGUCAAGCAGUUUCGGAUAGUUUGCGAUUUACUGGAUUACAUGAAGAGGCGUGAAAAGAGUACCGUUCCUGUUGAGGUUCUUUUGAAAAUUUUGAGACAGUACACCGAAAAGCAUCUGACCCAUUUGCACAAAUUUGCCAAGAAGAAGAGGAUAAGGGUGAAGACGCAGCCGGAGAUCAAUGCCUUUAACUUGCUGUUGGAUGCUUUGUGCAAGUGCGGUCUGGUCCAUGAUGCUGAAGCCAUGUUUAAGAAGGCGAAGAAAAAGGUUAAGCCUGAUGCUGAUACAUAUAACAUAUUGUUUUUUGGGUGGUGUAGAGUUAGAAACCCGACUAGAGGGAUGGGGAUACUGGAGGAAAUGAUUGAUUUGGGUCAUACGCCUGAUAAUUUUACGUACAAUACUGCUAUUGACACCUUUUGCAGAGCAGGGAUGGUGACAGAAGCAGCUGAACUCUUUGAGUUCAUGAGAACGAAAGGUUCUACGAUAUCUUCGCCUACUGCUAAAACUUAUGCAGUCAUGAUUGUGGCUCUCGUCCAGAAUGAUAGAAUGGAGGAUUGCUUCAAACUUCUGGGGCACAUGAUUAAUAGUGGUUGCCUUCCCGAUGUUUCGACAUACAAGGAUCUGAUUGAAGGGAUGUGUUUGGCCGGCAAGAUUGAGGAAGCCUACAAGUUCUUAGAAGAGAUGGGAAAUAAAGGUUACCCGCCUGAUAUCGUUACGUAUAACUGUUUUCUCAAGGUCCUCUGUCACAAUAAAAAGAGUGAUGAAGCGCUUAGGCUUUAUGGGAGAAUGCUUGAGAUGGGUUGUGUGCCUAGUGUGCAGACCUAUAAUAUGCUGAUUUCAAUGUUUUUUGAGAUGGUGGAUCCUGAUGGGGCAUUCGAGGCAUGGAAUGAGAUGGAUAAGAGGGGCUGUUCACAGGACGAGGCUACUUAUUGCCUGAUGAUUGAUGGGCUUUUUUGUUGCAACAAGGUUCAAGAUGCUUGUUUGCUUUUGGAAGACGUGAUAAACAAGGGAAUGAAAUUACCAUAUCGGAUGUUUGAUUCAUUUUUGAUGCAACUUUCUGUGAUUGGUGAUCUUCGUGCUAUCUACAGGCUUUCAGAGCAUAUGAAAAAGCUCUACAAUCCUGCUAUGGCAAGACGUAUUGCACUGAACCAGAAGCGAAGGAGCGUGAGCUUGAGAGGGAAGUAAUAGGAUUUAAAAUAAGUCGUCUACCUUUUCUGCACAGUGUCUUUGUGGAAAUCAUGUAUUGAGCUCAUUUUCACAAUGCUGGUGCCACCUCUUAGGAAAAUAUAGGUGCGGAGCAGCAAUGAAUCCUCAUUUGUAUUAUAGAAGAAUUCUUGGUUGCUAUUGAGCUAUGGAUUUCGAAAAGCUGUCUCCAGAGAGCUCUAACCCUGCAAUACACGAUUGACUGCCUCAUCA